ACUAAACUGGACCUGCGGUUCAGCCUGGCCCUGUGUGACAAGGAGAAGCUGUUCAGACAGGCCCGCAGAGAGAAGGUGACGUUGGGCAUCAAGAAGCUGCUAGACAUGGAGAAGCCUCGCUUCCUCCCCAGCACCCCUCAGGAGGUGGGCAUGCCCGAGUACUGUGGGCCCAGGCUCCGAGAGCGGCCUCCUUCCAGCCACAGUGUUAUUUUUUAAAUAAUUUAGAAAUGUUGCAGUGUUUUUGCAAAUGUAGUGUUUUACCUCAUGUAUUAGGAUGCAUUGAAUGGUAACCACUCCAAAAUGGCAUGGCAAUAUAAUAGACAUGGGCUAAAUAAAACAUGUAUUGCCAUAGAAAAAGGGCUUACCCUGCAGUAUUGCUUAGCAUAGUGGUCAAGUUCAUAGACAAGAGCUGAUGUUAGCAAACAACACCUUUUUUUAUAUGCAAGAUCACAUGCUGUAUAUACACAUGCACCACAUUGACACGUUUAGACCUAUUAGUAUUCCAACAUGUGAUCGCUUUAUAGCCGCUAACUUCCUCUCAGACUGAGAGCUCACAGGGCCUGUUCAGCUUCUGAGUUCUGCAUUCCUCCACUGGUUGGACUGGGCUGUGUUUCUGUGACUGGUUUUGGCCUUGUGUCCCUGGUUGUAGUGUGUACCCUGACCUCUGGCCAGCUAGGCCCUCCCUGCCUGCCUGUGUCCUCACAUGGUCCGGAAGCUGCCAGCAAUGAUGAGAUAAUAAUCCACCACAUAACAGUACUGCUGCAGAGCUGCCACACUGCGUUCCCACUGGGGCUAGUAAAUACUACUGUCUAGAACAGGGGAGCCCAUUCAAUCUGGCAUGCGGGAGUUUUGAGGGAAAAAACAAAGUUAAAAAACACUCCAGGCUCUUGAACAUCUAAAACUAUGUGUACUGAACAAAAAUAUAAAUGCAACAUGCAACAAUUUCAACGAUUUUACUGUGUUACAGUUCAUAUAAGGAAAUCAGUCAAUUGAAAUUAAUUAAUUAGGCCCUAAUCUAUGGAUUUCACAUGAGGGCCACCCACUGGGGAGCCAGGCCCAGCCAAUCAGACUGACGGAGGGAGGUAACAUAAGGAAGUAGGGGUUUAUCACAGUUCUGCUAGGAAUCUCAAGUAGUCAUGCUAUGACAGGGAAUACAUUAUAUUGUAUAAUCCGUUCCUAUCUCUUCCUGCCUGUGUCUGUGCAGGUGCCGGUGAUAGCCAUAGUGGGUUCAGGGGGAGGCUUCAGGGCCAUGGUGGGGUUCUCUGGGGUGAUGAAGGCCCUGUAUGAGUCUGGGGUCCUGGACUGUGCCACCUACAUCGCUGGCCUCUCUGGAUCCACCUGGUCAGUCAUCUGUUUAUACCAUGCUCUCUUUCACAAACCCUCCCUCCCUUCCUCCCCUCCCUCCCUCCCUCCCACUCCUCUCCUACAGUAUCUACCUCUGCAUCAACAUUUGCCCAGUAUUUGUAUGGAGGACUGUAGUGCUCUCCAUGUGUGUUUUCCUGCCUCACUAUCUAUCUCCCUCCCUCUAUCUCUCCUCCCUCCCUCUAUCUCUCCUCCCUCUAUCUAUCUCCCUCCCUCUAUCUCUCCUCCCUCUAUCUCUCCUCCCUCCCUCUAUCUCCCUCACUCUAUCUCGCCUCCCUCCCUCUAUCUCAAUCCCUCUAUCUCUCUCCCUCUAUUUCCCUCCCUCUUUCUCCCUCCCUCUAUCUCUCUCCCUCUAUCUCUCUCCCUCUCUCUAUCUCUCCUCCCUCUAUUUCCCUCUCUCUAUCUCUCCUUCCUCUAUCUCCCUCUCUCUAUCUCUCCAUCCCUCUCUCCCUCCCUCUAUCUCUCUCCCUCCAUCUCUCUCCCUCUCUCUAUCUCUCCUCCCUCUAUUUCCCUCUCUCUAUCUCUCCAUCCCUCUAUCUCCCUCCAUCCCUAUCUCCAUCCCUCUAUCUCCCUCCCUCUAUCUCCCUUCUUCCCUUACUAUCUAUCUCCCACACUUCCUCCCACCUUCACUCCCUCCUCUACCUCUCCCACCCUCUAUCUCUCCCUCCCUCUACCUCUCCCUCCCUCUAUCUCUACCUCUUCCUCCCUCUCCCUCCUCCCUCCCUCCGUCACUUUCUCCCUCCCUCCCUCCCUCACUAUCUCCCCCACAGGUACAUGUCGACCCUGUUCUCCCACCCAGAGUUCCCCUCUAAGGGUCCUAAGGAGAUCAACGCAGAGCUGAUGAAGAGUGUGAGCAGUAACCCUCUGAGGCUGCUGCUGCCCCAGCACAUCACCAACUACAUCCAGGCUCUGUGGAGCAAGAAGGCCAACGGACAGCCCGUCACCUUCACAGACAUCUUCGGCAUGCUCAUCGGAGAGACACUCAUUCCUGCGGUGAGAGGACUGCAGACACCUGUUUUCAUUGUUACUGUAUUUCUCUCUCUCCGUCUUCAAGAGGCCCUGACUCCAAAAGUGUUUCUUUGUUUUUCAUCAGAGGAUGGACACAAAGCUGAGUGAGUUGCAUGAGAAGGUAAAUGAGGCCCAGUGUCCCCUCCCUCUGUUCACCUGUCUGCACGUCAAACCAGACGUGUCCGAGCUCAUGUUCGCAGGUCAGUGAGUGUGUAUGCGUUGUGUGUGUGUGUAUUACUGUAGACCACAAGCCCAGUGUGGCUACAAGGCUCUCCCCUCAGUUGUUCAAUAAAGCGUAGCAUUUCUGUGAGGAGUUAAUGCACGUAGUGUGGUUGUGUGUUCGCAGUGCUGGGCACGUAGUUUGAAUGGAUGGUCCAAGUUCUGAAAGAGCCUAUUUGGGCUGUGUGUGUGUGUGUGUGUGUGUGUGUGUGUGUGUGUGUGUCUUUAGUAGAAUGACUAUGUGUAUUCCUUUUACAUAAUAUGUUACCAGAGCUCCUAUCUCCCACAUGCAAAUAUCCGUACACUACAUUUCCUUGCAGCAUCACUAAUUUACCACAGAGUCAUAUAUAGAGAGAGUUGGGUCAAUCCGGUUUCUGUCUGAAUGUUCCCGAGAGCGGUACUUUCUUCUCCGUAGCCAUUGCUAAGUGGUAAUUGACGCUUCCGCAUUGCGCUGUUUAUUUCGGAUAGUUUUCCAAACCUAUGAAGACGUCCAGUGAAAGCAUAUAUGCAAUUUGUUGACACCACAACACAGUACAGACUUGGAUACACAUUAUAAUCAAUUAAAUACAUUGUUUUGCUUGUUUACAGAGGGUUUCAGAGGGAACUGUCGUAUUGUUACAUUACCAACAUUUGGAGAAGAAAAGGUGCUAACAUGGCGUCCGUUCUAAAACCUGGCCCAACUCUCUUAAUGCGUAUCUCUGGUUUACCACCAGCUGAUGUGUCAUGGUGGGCUGAUAUCCAAAUGGGGCUUUCAGAUAUUAAACACCAUUGAAAAGUCAUCUAUUAAUAUAGCUAUCUUGUCACGUUCGUUGAAGGACGGGUCAGACCAAGGCGCAGCGUGAAAUGCGUACAUGUUUAUUUAACCCAUAAACACACUAACAAAACAAUAAACCAACGAAACAUGAAGUCCUAAGGCUAACCACAAAACUAGCCUACUCACGGAACAAGAUCCCACAACUAACGAGUGCCAAUAGGCUGCCUAAGUAUGGUCCCCAAUCAGAGACAAUGAGCGACAGCUGCCUCUGAUCGGGAACCACACCGGCCAACAUAGAUCUACACAACAUAGAAUAUUCACACCCUGACUCAACAUAUAAGAGUCCCCUGAGUCAGGGCGUGACAUAUCUACUGUGCAUAUGACCAGUUACAUUCAUUUACAACAAAGCCAUAGUGACAUCAAAGCCUACAGCUCUGAAAACAGUCUUUGUUACUGAAAGAAAGGCAGGCACGGAUGUGAUCAAGCACAAGAGAUUGCAAAACCAAUGGUAUUGCAAAAACAAAACAAAAAACAGCAAUGUAACAACAUAUUGAUCACAGGCAUUACUGUAGGAGGGCAAUGUUAGGUAGGGGUCAAUGUGGUUGUGGUGUGGCCCCAAGCCCUGAUCUAGGAUCGGUUCCCUGUUAGGUUGACCUAGCGCGUGACUGAAUGCUGAGUUUCGGGAACUGUGACCCAAAACUUGGCCUAUAGUGUAUUUUGCAGAUUAGCUGAAAUAUAAUAUUGCUUCAGUUAGUCAAUUAUUCCCUUUUACUGUAAAUCCCCCACCUUUUAAUACUGGUUUUACAAGGAAAUACCUUCACACCCAUUCCAGAGAAAGGCUAAAUAAAACCACCUAACAUACAGGACAGUGGUAACCUUAUCCUCCUUAACCCAGUGCCAAGAAUAGGCUGAAAGGUGAUUGUUGUUCUGAGGAACUCAAAUAUAUAAUGUAUGAAACACUGUGUUGUGCCUAAUAGUACUGUAUGUAUGGGUGUUGUUGUGUCACUUUUGUUUUUUUGCACUAGCACUACACAGUUGAUUAAAAUAACCAACUCAUCAUCAAGCUUUGAUUAUUUGAAUCAGCUGUGUAGUGCUAGGGCAAAAACCAAAAGCUGCACCCAUGGGGGGCCCAGGACCGAGUUUGGGAAACCCUGACGUAGGGUACACCCUCCAGCACCUGGCUUGUACUGUUACUGUAAACCUGGGUUACCCUCUGUCCAUAUCAAACACAUAUAAGUGCAGAUUUACUGCAGAUUUGUGAAAGGGCGUACACAUUUUCCCAAUUACAUUGUACUUACCGUGUGCUCUCCUAAUGAAAGUGUUAGUUAGUUAGUUAGUUAGUUACAUACAUACACUGAUUGUAUUUUGAUUAAUGGAUGAUUGUUGUUGUUUUUUACACAGACUGGGUGGAGUUCAGCCCAUUUGAGAUUGGAAUGGCAAAGUAUGGAACGUUCAUGACCCCUGACCUUUUUGGAAGCAAGUUCUUCAUGGGAACCGCUGUGAAGCGUUAUGAGGAGAACCCACUACAUUUCCUUAUGGGUAGGAAAACACUCACACAGAAUAGCCCUGACACUUCCUCAUAGGUAGAAAAACACUGACACAGGAUAUCCUUGGCACUUCCUCAUGGCACUUCCUCAAGAGAUUCAUUAAAUGAUAAGCUAUAAACAUGAUUUUUGUGAUUCAUUACAUUAAAUUGAUGUUGUGGUUUCUCUCUCCAGGGGUGUGGGGCAGUGCUUUCUCCAUUCUCUUCAACAGAGUUCUGGGGGUGAAAGACACGGUCGGGGGGAGCACUAUGGAGGAAGAGCUUGGUAAGAAACCACACACACUUCCCUUUGAACUCUAAUCCUAACCCCAACGUUUUGUCUGAAGCCUGACCCCAAUGUCCCCAAUGAAGUCAUGCAUCCUGUGUAGAUAUAGUACCACAUCCUGGUCUCCUCCACCGUUAGUACGGCACAGACACCCAGGGCUGUAAAGUGCGACCAAUCUCUAAAGUGCGACCAAUGCAACUGAUCCCACAUGGGGCCUCAUUCUGACGUACGGGGAGAUUCUAGGAUUUGCUUGUGCAACAGGUUAUUGGGAAUGAUCAAACUGUCGCACACAACAUAUACGGUACACGUUUUCAUUGACAAAUCAGAGCCAUACUAUAUUUCUGCUCUCCUAAACGAGCGUUACAACCCCGCCUGAAAAAUGCCCUCCAUUCACCUUUUAUAGUAACAAGAACACCCUCAUUUUCUGUAUGAUUUGAGAUGUUGGAACUUGGCCAUGACAGUUUCUAAGGAAGCACAAUGGCAAAUUUGAUCACAUUUCUGUAGAGAUUUGGGCAGAAUGUUUCAAUCUUUUGCAGUGACUUUUUAAGCUAAAAAUUAAUGCCGCAUAUAGUGUGUGCCAAACACUGGUUGUGCAUUCUGCAAGAUUGAUUGUCUAUUGAACAAUUUAGAAGUUAAUGCUACCUACAGCCCACACUUCUAUGCAAAAUACAAACUGUUGUUGAAUAUUUACUUUAUCAAUAGAUGAUUGUGUUUCUAUCUCCUGCCUUGGUGUUGGCUCUGAGAUUAAAUAGGCUAUGAUGUCACGCUCCUAUCCUGCCUUGGUGUUGGCUCUGAGAUUAAAUAGGCUAUGAUGUCACGCUCCUAUCCUGCCUUGGUGUUGGCUCUGAGAUUAAAUAGGCUAUGAUGUCACGCUCCUAUCCUGCCUUGGUGUUGGCUCUGAGAUUAAAUAGGCUAUGAUGUCACGCUCCUAUCCUGCCUUGGGAUUGGCUCUGAGAUUAAAUAGGCUAUGAUGUCACGCUCCUAUCCUGCCUUGGUGUUGGCUCUGAGAUUAAAUAGAGUAUAAUGUCACGCUCCUAUCACACAGCUAUACUGUAGCCUACCCAUACUGUCAUAGGCUACCGGUCUAUUUACUUUCGAGCAUGGUUGGCUUUUGAAUAAGCGAUGGAUAAAUGGUAGCCUAAUAUUUGUUGUGUAAACCAGUCACGUCAGAAAAGGAGAGACAUGCCCUGCAAUAUGAUUAUAAUUUAGGCAUAUAUAAUAAAAGUAAAAUAAAUAUAUUUGGCGGCAUGCUGCUAUGCGAUCUUCUUACGAACUGCAAAUGGAUCUGUUUUAUCAUUAGGCCUACCAUUUCAUGUAUUUAUUAGCCUCAGUUGGUAGAGCAUGGCGCGUGCAACGCCAGGGUUGUGGGUUCGAUUCCCACGGAGGACCAGUGUGAAAAAUUUAUGCACUCACUACUGUAAGUCGCUCUGGAUAAAAGCAUCUGCUAAAUGACUAAAAUGUAAAUGUACAAAUAAUUCCUGUGUAUCAAACACCUCAAUUUCCCCCAAAAUGCAAUACAGUAGAUCAACCACUAGAAGUUGUGCAUACUCAUGGUCUGAGAUUUGCGUGGGCGUAUUUUACAUGCAUAAACCAUGUCGCGGGCCGUUCUAAAACUACUCACGGGCCACAUUUGUUUUACACCUUCUUCAGUCAUGUUUGUUACCUCAUUAGCUAGCUAGUUAACAACGUGGUAACUUUACCAGUGUAUCCAAACAUUUGGGGGCACAGAAACAAAGGAAAAGGGAUAUUUUCUUCAGGAGAUCAAUGAUCAUAGCAAUGAAUGAAUGACAGAUGACUUGCACUUGAUGCUCUUAAAGAGUCAGUGUACAAUUUUCAAUGUAAUGCAUCUCAAUAGGAAAAUAGUGCUUUUACAUAAUAUUCCACAAAUGACGUUUUAAUUUCAAUUACAGGUAUUUGUAUCAAUACUUUAGCUUUUUAUAAUAAACAAAUGUAUUUACAGGUUUACAUACUGUAUUAUGUUUCUUGGGCACAACAUGCACUACAUAUACACAAGUACAGUAUGUGGACACCUUCAAACUAGUGGAUUGGGUUAUUUCAACCACGCCCGUCACUGAUGUAUAAAAUCGAGCACACAGCCAUGCAAUCUCCAUAGACAAACAUUGGCAGUACAAUGGGGCUGUUUUUCAUGGUUCGGGCUAGGCCCUUUAGUUCCAUUGAAGGGAAAUCUUAAUGCUACAGCAUACAAUUACAUUCUAGACGAUUCUGUGUUUCUAACUUUGUGGCAACAGUUUGGGGAAGGCCCUUUCCUGUUUCAGCAUGACAAUGCCCCCGUGCACAAAGCGAGGUCCAAACAGAAAUGGUUUGUCGAGAUCGGUGUGGAAGAACUUGACGGAGCCCUGACCUCAACCCCAUCGAACACCUUUGGGAUGAAUUGGAACGCCAACUGCGAGCCAGGCCUAAUCUCUCAACAUCAGUGCCCGACCUCAGUAAUGCUCUUGUGGCUGAAUGGAAGCAAGUCCCCGCAGCAAUGCUCCAACAUCUAGUGGAAAGCCUUCCCAGAAGAGUGGAUGCUGUUAUAGCAGCAAAGGGCGGACCAACUCCAUAUUUUCUGGUGCUCCUAAAUUGUAUGUUGUGUUCCUAACUUUUUAAAGUUGGGAGCACUUAAGCUACCAUUCAAAUGUUUUAAUUAAGAGCCCUGCGUACACCUUUCUAGUAUCUACUUACAGUGCAGCUCAUACAGCAUUGUCCCAGUGACUGACACCUGGAGGCACUGACUGUGGUUACCUCAAAGGCUUAGUUCCAAGUUGAUGUGUUAGCCCAUAGUCCCCAUUCCAAUGUGUUGUGUCUGCUCUGCACAACGCAAACCAACUGCACCUCCUAUUGUAGUCUGUUUCCUAUUACGCUUGACUCUUGGUGUGAAUGCAGCUUUAUGUGACACGCGAGUGACAGCUGUACCUGAUGCCAGCUCACAUGACACCUGUCAAGCGAUUCCUAAAAUAACUUUGUCCCGGGGUUUCUCAGAUGAGGGUGUGAUUCCCUUCAAUGGAAACAAAGAUUAUGUUCAGCUUCCUGUCACUAUUUAUAAAAGCUUAUUAAUGGGCUGUUGAGGUUUGAUUUGACCUUUUAAUUCACCAACACACUCACACACAUGCCGGUAAUACAUCAACACAUACACCUACAGUACAAUGCAGUACAUACCAGCAUACAGGUUCAGUGAGCACAUAAACACCUACGCCCAUUCCAGGAAUUGACAGGUUUAUGUUAUACGAAAAUUGUUUUGUUGUGUUUGUUACGUAAGCCAUUGUUGCAAAUUAGUUUAUAAAAAGGUAGGGCCUAAACAAUUGAGAGUUUAUUGGACAGCCUAAUAUAAGCGAUAACGGAUGAUAGAGAUUAUAGAUAGAGAUUAUAGAGCGAGAGAGAGAGAGAGAGAGAGAGAGAGAGAGAGAGAGAGAGAGAGAGAGAGAAAAAAAAUAAAAUAAAAAACCGGUUAGGCCAUGAUAAGCUCUGCUUUUUUGAGAUGAUAACUGAAGACUUGUAUGUGAUUGAGGUAGAUGUCCUUUUCCCACAGAACAGAUAAAGCCUCAACACAUCGUGGGGGAGGAGAGUAUGGACAAUGACGAGGAGCCUCAGAAAGGUGAGGACUACAAUGCCCAUGAAGCACAAUCAUUAAUAGGAAAUACACAGAAACCUGAAGAAGUGUAUGGUCUGAUGGAGAAACAAAUCUCUGCAAUGCUUCAGCUUCUGUUCAAACUGCUUCUGGGGAAGUCACCGCCCCAGACGCUGCAUUUUUCACACGUUACGUCUCUUCAUUCCUUUAUUUAAUUAUAACACAUUCUUAUGUAUGGUGUUGAUGCAUCAUGCUUGAACAUAAGUUGAGGUGAGUAUAUCAGAGUUAAUUUCACCCCCUGACAAUUAAACCAAUCGUGUUGCAUCAGGUUCCCAUAGCUGUCAGUGGUUGUUCUUAGCAGACAUAGCUAGCGUGGCUGUCUCUGUGCCCACAUGAAAAAAGACUAUAGUAUACUUACUAUGUUAUAAAUACUAUAGUGAAUACUGUAGUAUUUACAGUUAACUAUAGUAUAAAUACUGUAGUAAAAGAAAACUGUAGUAUUUACUGUAGUGUUUUAGUUUGAUUAUCUUUGACAUAUAAGUGGAUUCUUUCUCCUCAGGAAACCUACUGGAGAAAUACUAAAAGAGCACAUUUUCUACAACCUGUAGGUCUGAACAGAUAGUUCAGAGCUUCUGCUCUUUUGUAUACAAUAUAUGGUCAGGGACAAAUUGCGAUAUGGGGGAGGGGAAUGGACUGGUAUAUGCAAAUUAAAUACUGUAGUAUUUACUAUUGUUAAAAAAUUAUAGUGUUUUUCCGGGCUUUAGUGUUUUUGCGGACAUUACUGUAGUAUUUACCUCAGUGCUUUUUUGUGUGGAUAAUACUGUAGUAUGUAUACUACAACAUUUUAUACUACAUAUUUAGUACUACACGUUUGAGGGAUAGUACAGUGUAGUAUAGUAUUCUACAUUAUACUACAGUUUACUAUAUAAUUCUAUAGUAAGUACUGUAGUAUGCUAUAGUAAACUGUAGUAUUUUUUAAUGUGGGUGUGGUUGGUAGAUAAUGGCUCUGAGGAUGUUUUUUGUCCCUGUUAAACCUGUUGUUGGUCAAUAAUGUGUGGGUGGUUAGCCUCUGAGGUGAUCAAUCUCUGUUUAUAGGGUGUAGAUGUUAGUGUUGUGGAGAGAGAGAGAGCGAGAGAGAGAGAGAGAGAGAGAUGAUAGAGAGAGAGAUGAUAGAGAGAGAGACAGAGAGAGAGAGAGAUUAUAGAGAGAGAUGAUAGAGAGAGAGAGAUGAUAGAGAUUAUAGAGAGAGUGAGAGAUGAUAGAGAUGAUAGAGAGAGAUGAUAGAGAGAGAGAGAGAGAAAGAGAGUGUGAGAGAGAGAGACAGAGAGAGACAGAGAGGGAGAGAGAGAGAGAGAGAGAGAGAGAGAGAGAGGGAGGGAGAGAGAGAACGAGAGCGAGAGACAGAGAGCGAGAGAGAGUGAGAGAUGAUAGAGAGGGAAAGGGAAUGGUCAUGUGUAAAUACAAAGGGCACGGGUGCACAACUCCAGUCACAACUCCAGUCCUUGUACCAUCAAACUGAAUAGACCUACUUUAUAUACUGUAUAUGAUAGUAUUAUACCUGGGUAUUCAGGUGUGUGGACCUGCCAGGGAGAAAAGUCAAGGUGUGGACUUCAGAUCAAGGACUAUGGAGCACCUCUAGCUACCAAAUAGAUACUGUAAGCCUACAAUGCCCUCUCUUUAUUAACAUUGUUCCCUUCUCUCUCCCUUGCCUCUUUUCUUUUUCUGUAUCUCUCUUCUCUCCAGGAGGCAGUGAGAACAAGGAUGAUGAGUACCACCGCACCGCCCAGAACAGCUGGGUCCAGCGAAUGAUCACCUCCCUCUUCAGCGACUCCUCCCUGUUCAACACGCGGGAGGGGCGGGCGGGGAAGGUCCAUAACUUCAUGCUGGGCCUCAACCUCAACACCAACAUGCCCUUCUCCACCUUCGGAGACUUCAUGUACCAGAACUCCUGCGCCUCCGUCGAGGAUGAGGUGGACGCUGUCACAGGUCAGAGGUCAAAUCUGGUGAUCCAGGAGUUCUAGAUGUAACACAUUCUAGAUUCUAGAUUCCAGAUAUUCCUGUAUGACAGGUCUAUGACUGUUGUUACAGUCUAAAUAAAGCAGAUAUUAGAUCCAGUAGACCUUGGCAAUAGAGCUCUUGUUGGAGCUGUGUACUAUUCAAUAGACCUACGGUGAGAGUUAUUGAAAGGUUAUGGUAGUGACUGAGUUAAGUCUGACUGCGUAAUAAAACAGCUACAAUUACAGUACAGUUACAGCACAAUAGCUUUACUAAAUGCCAGACUGUGUACAAAUGGAAAACGCUAUAGUAUGACCAUCACACACACACUUACCCAUCCACACACACAUACCCAUCCACACACACUUACCCAUCCACACACACAUACCCAUCCACACACACUUACCCAUCCACACACACAUACCCAUCCACACACACAUGCCCAUCCACACACACUUACCCAUCCACACACACAUGCCCAUCCACACACACAUACCCAUCCACACACACAUACCCAUCCACACACACAUACCCAUCCACACACACAUACCCAUCCACACACACAUAAAUUCACUCACGCAUUUCUACCGUAACACGUUCUGUAUUUAUUCUGCAUCGUAUUCCAUAACGUUCUCAGACCCCGAUGAGUUUUCUGAUAUCUAUGAGCCCCUGGACGUGAAGAGUAAGAAGAUCCAUAUAGUGGACAGUGGUCUGACCUAUAACCUCCCGUACCCCCUCAUCCUGCGGCCGCAGCGUGGCGUCGACCUCAUCAUCUCCUUCGACUUCUCAGCUCGCCCCAGCGACUCCAGCCCACCCUUCAAGGUCAUUGUGACGCCAAGCGCCACCUGCUAGUACUUCCUGGUUUUUAAGUGUUUAUUUCAUUUUAUCAUUGUAAAUUUUUUUGUGAGCAAUUUUUGUGUGAUUAUUAACGUGUUAGGAUAAAAUGUAUAAUCAUUUGACUAUGCAGUAGUAAUCAAGAGGCUAGCUUUUUGACUUGUGUUUGGUAUAUAGGAGCUUCUGCUGGCUGAGAAGUGGGCCCGGAUGAACAAACUGCCGUUCCCUAAGAUCGACCCUAAAGUGUUUGACCGCGAGGGCCUGAAAGAGUGCUACGUCUUCAGGCCAAAAAAGGGGGAACGGAACUGCCCAACUGUCAUCCAUUUUGUCCUGGUCAAUAUCAACUUCAGGACGUUCAAAGCCCCUGGUAAGUACUGUAUGUGUACUUUAUACCUGAGG
Messenger RNA from Coregonus sp. 'balchen', 11947 nucleotides. The record is from the annotation of a GenBank genome assembly. Lineage: Eukaryota; Metazoa; Chordata; Actinopteri; Salmoniformes; Salmonidae.